Rotaria sordida is the source of this 474-nucleotide messenger RNA. Lineage: Eukaryota; Metazoa; Rotifera; Eurotatoria; Philodinida; Philodinidae. The record is from the annotation of a GenBank genome assembly.
AUGGUUUCAAAUCAAAAACUUGCUAAUGAUUUAGUUAUUUCCAUCUCAACUAUAUUUAUUUUAAGUACAACUAUUUUAUCUAUCUCAACAAAUAAUUGGAAUGUAGAAUAUGAAAAUUCAAUUAUCAAUCGAACAGGUUUAUUUCAACAAUGUUCAAAUUCAUUUUGUUGUGAUACAAAAGAAUUAGAUCGAUCAAUAACAUUAUUAGUUUUAUUUAGUAUUAUUUUUCUAACAAUAAGUACACUUUCAUCAUGUUUUUUAAUGGCAAUAAUAAUUGAUUAUAAAAAUCAAUGUUAUAUACUUGUACCAUUGACAUUAUUUAGUGCAGGUAUAUUAAUGACAUUAACAUUAAUUCAAAUACUUGAUCAAAUUUAUCUUAAUGGUUAUUCAGCAUUUAUAUUUUUUAUUGAUACUAUUCUUGCUUAUAUAUUAGGCGCAAUUUCACUUUUACAUGCUAAUAUGUUCUAUUUUUAA